AUGAGGAAACAAGCCUUGAGGAAUUCAUUAUACAAGAUUCAUGAGUUGGGUGCACUGUGAAUAAUACAAGAAGAAGCACAGAGCGAGUGUGGUUAGAGCAAUCAGGCCGGCUGAUUUACUCAUCAGUAAAUGCCGCAGUAGACGAAAAAGCGGUAGAGAAACAGACACCACUGACAACUGAGAGCUGAAAUCAGAAGGAAAAGAGAGAGAGAGAGAGAGAGAGAAAGCUUGUUUUGGAAAGACAAAAAAUUGAUAGUUUUAGGAAUUGAAGAAACAUCAAAGAGAAGUUAAUACAGUAAUAGUUUCUUGUUGUCUGUGACGGUUUCAUUCUAAUCAUGGAGUUGAUCAUAAGGGACAGUUUCUCUUCCUCGUCUCUUUCUAAAAGUCGAAGUCCCUCCCUGGGGGCCGUAUCGGCUUCAGCCACGCCCACCGGUCAACGAAAUAACAGACGAAAGAUAACAGUCAUUGAUGGCAACUUUCAGAGUCAGAAUGACUUAGAUCGGAGCCAAACCCCACCUCCUUUUUUAAACCCGAAUAUUCCCUCGCCACGUCAUUCUGGAACCCCUUCAACCGAUUCCCUUCGACCACGGGCCAUGACGUCCCCACCCGUAGACCUGCGUAAUGGACGUGACAGUCGUUCCAUGUCACACCUGGACGUGAUUCGUGCUCCCUCACCUUCACUGAGUUGGAGGAGUAGUACCAGCUCUAUAGCAGAUACAGCAGUUUCAUCUCUCAUCCAACCUCCUUCGUCAGAACACAAGAUACUACAAGACAUCAAGAAGCAAAUGACACAGUCGUUUCUACACUCAAAAAGCUUAGAAAGAGAAGUUAGUAAAAUACCAAAGCUUCGGUCGGACUUGCAAGCAAUGUAUCGAGAGAGAGAAAAAUUGAUGAAUGAGCUACUGGAGCAAAGAGCGAUUGUACUACAGUUGAAACAGAGAGUGUCUCUACUACACGAGCAAAACCAGGAGCUGGCGAAAUUAGCAAAGUCUGACUCGAGUAGCAACAAGCAAGUACUUGCCAUUCGUAAUACACUAGUAACAACAAUGGCACAAUUGAAACAGAUGGAGGAUCAGGUUCAAGGGAUACCGCUAUUAAGGUCACAGAUACGAGAGUUGGAAGAACAAGUAAAAGAGGCAGAGAUUAGGGGUGGAGACCGACCAAGAGUUCCGUCAGAUCUACCCGAAGGUGUGAGUAGCGAGACUUACGUGAGUCUACUAGAAGAGAACCAGAAACUCAAAUCGGCUAACGCACGCAUAAUGGAAGAGAUGAAGUCGGUUUCUAAGCAUUUAUCUGCCGUUACUGAGAACUGUGACAGCAUCCAGUCGAGGAUGGAGCAAUUCCAUUCAUCACAAAACACCUCCGGCCCCCUACAAGAGCGUAUCAAGAAACUCGAAGACGAAAAGUCCUCACUUUACCAGGAACUGGUCGACGCUAAAUAUCGUAAUGAUAACGAGACUGAUGUUGAUUUGGCUCACCUCAAGAAAGAGGUUCGGUCUGUUAAAAAGGCAAACUCAAGACUGAGGGCAAAGAUAGAGAGCAUGAAGAUGGAGUCGAGGACUCAGAAGGAGCAACUGGUACUGAAGCUGUUUGAGAUUGAGUCUCUAAAUGUGAAGACAUCAAAGUAUGAGAUGGAGAAACAAUUACUGGAAAUGGAGCAAGUACAAGUCCAGUCCGAGGGGUCUUUCCCUUCCUCUCCUUCAGCAGCUGCUGCCGCUGGCUCAACCUCAGACGACCCACUAAGAGAACUCUCUCCAGACGGACGAGCACUGAUCCUAAGAUUCCAACAGCUAGAGGUACACUCACACGAGAUGCAGAGCAUCAUAAAGACAUUCGUAUCGGAAAGACAAGAAAUGGAGUCGAAAAUAGCCGAGCUAACGGCUCGUCUAAAUGAGACUGCAAUUGAUGAUCUACAGAGACAGAUAGAGGAGUCUGAUAGCAAACUAGUCAUAGCACGAGAGAGGAUACGACAGUUGGAGGAGACUAUUGCUCGUAGGUCUUUGAGUCCGGAGAUACAGGGAGUGGAGGACGAGCGAGAUUCUUUGAAACGUCAAGUGAAAGAAAUGAAAGUUGAGCUACGACGACUAUCAGUUAUAGAGCAACAGGUGGUAGCUAAGGAGAGUGCUGGAGAUGAGCUUGUAGAGACGAGAGAGAAGUUCGAAAAGACGAAGAUCGAGCGAGAUCGUUUGAGUCGAAAGGUGAAAGAGGGUCGGUCAAGGUUAAAGUCUCUCGCCGGAGAUCUUAAAAAGUCUGCAGAACUUGUGGAAAUAUAUCAAGGACAGUGUACUAAGAUGGAGAAAGAAAUGAGUGAGAGUACGAAGGAGAUUGAGCGAUUGAAGGAAGAACUGGCAAAAACAAAAGCGUCCCUGGAGGUGAACGAAAUGAGCAAUAAACUGAACGAGAAGAAAAAUGGAGAGGAGGGAGGAGAAGAAGAGACUGAUAGUUCUGAGGAUUUGAGAACUAAAAUCGAAGAAUUGUCGACUCAAAUUGUUUCAUUGUCUGAGGAGAAGGAAACUGAGUCUAAGGCAAGUGAAGAGAAAAUCCAGUCUUUGACUGAGGAGUUGAAAUCGAUGAAAGAGCAAAGAGAUAGUGUACAAGCAUCUUUGAAUCAAAACGAAAUGAAACUUAAAGAAAUCCAAGCAACUCUGAAGGAGUACGAGAGCUUUAAAGCAGAGCUUGAGAAAGUUUCGAAAAACCUCUCGGAAAAAACCAAGUCUUUUAAUGAGCUUCAGUUCCAGUUGGAAGAAGCUAAAAAUAACCGCGACGCACUGUCUAAAGAAAAGGAGAACUUAGUACAGCAGAAUUCUGAGCUGACACAAAAAUUGUCUUCUAUUUUAUCUGAAAACGACUCGCUAAAGCAAAAAGUGGAACUUCUUUCUCAAGAGACACCAACUCUAACAAGACAAAGCACUGAGUUAAGAGUAGCUCGAGAUGAAAUGGAAAGAAAACUCAGUCUAGCUGAGAAAAAGUGUGAGACCCAAAUCACAAAGACCCAAGAGCUCGAGGAAAAGCUUGAAGCCGCCCACGAGUUUUCUCGUGACCUCAAAAAGAAGCUCCGCCUACUUCAGUCGGACCUUGACGAAGCUGAGUCAGCAGUUGACGAGACGAGAACUACUGAAGAGAAAUUGAAGGGAGAACUGAGAGAAUUAAAGAAAGAGAGAGACACACUCCAGCAAUCGGUAAUAGAUAAGGAAGGGAAGUUGAAAGAGUCAAGUAUAGAGACAGAAAAAGGAGCUCAGAAAUUAGCAGAGGUUGAGAUGAAGCUACAGUCUUUAACGAAGCAACUUGAGAAAGAAAAAUUGCAAAAGGUUUCUGUCGAGAAAGAACUCAAGGAAGCUAAGACGAUCGAAAUACCUAAACUUCAUUCAGAGCUGGCAAAGACAGUGACAGAAAUGGGUCAACUAACGACUGAUUAUUCAUCAAGAGUAGCUCGGAUCAGGGAACUGGAAGGUUCUUAUCAAAAGAGCGAAUCAGAGAAAUUGAAUCUAUUACGAAAAACCGAAUCACUCGAGAGAGAGAAAACCUCGUCGACAGACAAAGUUUCGAGCCUAAAAUCAGAACUGGUUGCUAAGAAUGAUGAACUAAGACACCUUCAGUCGACUCAUUCAAAUUCCCUACUCCACAAUCAAAAGCUAAAUGAAGAGCUUAAGAAGACUCGGGAUGAGCUUAGAAAAUUGCAAGCUGCCCACUCGAAAAAGAAAGUCGAAGCGACGUCGCUCAAAGCAGAGUGUAACAAGUUAAAAGACGAAGGGAAAGAGUCUCAGACUCAAGCAAACAAGCUAGAAUCACAGCUGCAAGCUAAGGAGACUGAGCUUAAGAAUGCAGUGCUUAAAAUACAAGAACUUGAAAGCCUCAAAAUAAAAAUAAAAGAGAAGGAGACACAGUGCGAGAUGCUAACAGCUACCAGGGAUAAUCUGCUCCAUAGACUGGAUAAAAUGGAGAAGUUGGAGAUGGAUUAUGAAGUGUUGAAGCAUCACGUUCAGGAGACGCUGGGCCAGUCAUCACAAUUGAAGAAUGAUAAUAAAGCAUUGCUGAAUAUACUGAAGGGAGUUGAGAUGGAGAUGCCAGCUCUAGAGAAGGAAGCCACAAGAUCAUUGCAAGAAGAGAACUUGGAGCUGCAUCAGCAAGUGUCACUGUUGAGUCAAUGGAAUGAUAAACACGAGCAGACGAUAUCAACACUAGAGCAGCAGCUGGAGACACUUGAUAAUGACAACAAACAAUUAUCAUAUCAACUGACACAGACACAAGCACUUGAACAAACUAAUAAUUUAUUAAAGAAGGAAUUGGCUGAGGUUGAGAUUGAAGUGAAUCGACUAAAGAGACAAGUACAUGAGGAAAUGAGAGCAGACGAAGUAAGAGAAGAAACAAAAGUCAAACUAGAAACACAAACCCAACUAGUGACCGUCUUCAAUGAGCAUAACAGAGCACUGCAGAUACAGGUCGUACAGUUGCAGAAUCAAGUAAAGCAACUAGGCGGAAAAUUGGAGCGGGACAGGCCAGUCACUCCACCACCUAUGCCAGAGCUACCUUUAAAAGAUGUAUCAUUUGAUGCCCAGCAUUGUUCAGAGCUUAAGAUGCAGAAUGCUGCCCUCCAGCAACAGAUUGGACGACUGCAGGCUGAACUGCUGGUAGCUCAAGAGUUGUCUCCUGCCAUUCGUAGACGUAGUUCAACCUUAUUGGCAGUUUCUAGUGUAUCAUCAGCUCCUAAAAAUGAAGACUGCUUUGUUAGUGUUCCUGAGGAUGUCUUGCUCUCAUGUACAAUGCUUGCUGAUGCUUUUACCAGCAAAAACAAACUAUCAAAAGAACAAAUGGAUUCAUAUGUACAGUCUAUAGCUGACUGCUGGUUUAAAGUAGUACCACAGAAGAAGCUCACCUCAGACUGUCUUAAAUCAUACAUUACAACUUUUAAUCGACUCUCACCAAAAUUGCUUGAAAUAAUAGUCAAUAUGCAAGAUGCCAGGGGUAAUUCAGCAUUACACCACACACUAGCAAAUGGUAACUUCCCUGCAGUAUCAGUCCUACUGGAUCUAAGUUGCUGUGACACUAACAUCACUAAUAAGGCUGGAUACACUCCUCUAAUGCUGGCUGCAGCUCAUAAUGUUGAAUGUGGUAAUGAUAAACCAAUCAUACAGAAACUGUUAAGCAAAACUGAUAUAAAGAUAAGAUCUAAAAUAGAGCUUCAGACUGCACUGAUGCUGUCAGUCUCCAGUGGCUCAUUGGGUCUAGUUACACUGCUGUUAGAAGCUGGGGCUGAUAUUAAUGCACAAGAUAAAGAUGGGUCCACUUCACUAAUGUUUGCAUGUGAGAAAGGUUACACCACCAUAUCUCAACUCCUCCUCUCUCAUCCUUCAUGCAAUACACAACUGAAGGACAAUGACAAUCAAACUGCUCUUGAUAUUGCUAAGUCAUGUGGACACACUCAACUCUGUGACAUACUCAAGAACACUCAGUCUGAGAAAAGCUGAUUUUUAAAAAUUUAUUUGUAUUUUUCAAUCAAUGGCUCUAUACCAUGUAUAACCUUUCAGUUAUUAUUAUUAUUCAUUAAUUAUUCAUUGUAAUCAGUGACUAUGUUUUUCACGACAAUCUUUCUCAAUUUAUUUUUUAUGAUCAAUCAUUUUAGCUUUUUUAUAAUCACAAAUUUGAA
Messenger RNA from Amphimedon queenslandica, 5644 nucleotides. RefSeq names its product putative leucine-rich repeat-containing protein DDB_G0290503. Lineage: Eukaryota; Metazoa; Porifera; Demospongiae; Haplosclerida; Niphatidae. The record is from RefSeq and is a predicted model, not a curated record. Gene Ontology annotation, biological process: negative regulation of actin filament polymerization. Gene Ontology annotation, molecular function: protein binding. The coding region runs from base 336 to 5465 and encodes 1709 amino acids. The transcript has 13 exons. Gene Ontology annotation, cellular component: cytoplasm; cytoskeleton.